AUGGGCGCGGUGAAGAACAUUCUAGAGCCUGCGGCGAUUGUCGCCGCCUUCACCGCAGGAGCACUCAUCAAUCGGCGCAAGAACGCUAAGCUCCUCGCUACGCCGGAUAUCGAGUCACCACUGCUGGAAGCUCCUCCAGUGGACAUAAAGCCAAACGAUGAGGACUCUGAUGAGCGCACAAUUCGAAACCGCCGAACCAUACAAUCACGGAUCCUUGCCAAAUUCCCCUUCUUGUUGGAAAUAUGGUAUUGGCUACUCACAUAUUGGAUCUAUCAAGGUUUACGGGCGUUUUCCGCUAGGAUGAUCAGUGGCCAUGAGGCUAUUUUCGACACCGCUGAGCGCCAUGCCCUUUCCAUCCUCUCGUUCGAGCACUUCCUUCACCUCGAUGUCGAGCUAUCCGUACAAAGGUAUGUGCUUGAGCAGAAGCCAUGGCUCAUGGGGUUCCUGGCUCGAGUAUACUAUUCACAUAUUGUCCUCGGUGUGAUAUUCAUCGUCUACUGCUAUACCUGCAUCCAACGAGACAAGUAUCAAGCAAUCAGGCGUACACUGGCGUUCGAGAACGUCAUCGCCUUCACCAUCCUUACCUUGUGGAGGUGCAUGCCACCUCGCCUGCUGCCAGAAGAGUACGGCUUCAUCGAUGUUCUGCACAGCAAUGCAGGCGGCUCAGCCUGGACGCAGAACAAAUUCCAGCUCACAAUUGCAGCGAUGCCCUCGCUCCACUUUGGAAACUCGAUGUUCAUUGCACUCUGCUUGCUUAAGUUCAGUCCGCAUUGGUACCUUCGAGCUGUGGCGCCCAUCUGGCCCAUGCUCAUGGGACUUACUAUCGUUGCUACAGCCAAUCACUUCAUUCUAGAUGCUGUCGUCGGUGCAUGUGUGACGCUCACGGCAUUUAGAUUUAACGCCGUCAUGUUAUAUCUUCUUCCUGUGGAAAGAGCACUCUUCAGGUUGUUGCGUAUAGAGAAACCCUAG
Aspergillus tubingensis is the source of this 969-nucleotide messenger RNA. Its product is annotated as phosphatase PAP2 family protein. Bases 1 to 969 code for a protein of 322 amino acids. The record is from RefSeq and is a predicted model, not a curated record. Gene Ontology annotation, molecular function: inositol phosphoceramide synthase activity. Lineage: Eukaryota; Fungi; Ascomycota; Eurotiomycetes; Eurotiales; Aspergillaceae. The transcript has 3 exons. Gene Ontology annotation, biological process: sphingolipid biosynthetic process; inositol phosphoceramide metabolic process. Gene Ontology annotation, cellular component: inositol phosphoceramide synthase complex.